AUGGUUAAGGUUAGUUUGGAUAACGUCAAAUUACUGGUCGAUGUUGAUAAGGAGCCCUUCUUUAAGCCAUCCAGUACUACAGUGGGUGAUAUUCUGACUAAAGAUGCUCUAGAGUUUAUUGUUCUUUUGCACAGAACUUUCAACAACAAAAGAAAGCAGCUGUUGGAAAACAGACAAGUUGUUCAGAAGAAAUUGGACUCGGGCUCCUAUCACCUGGAUUUCCUGCCUGAAACAGCAAACAUUAGAAACGAUCCCACUUGGCAAGGCCCAAUUUUGGCUCCGGGGUUAAUUAAUAGGUCUACGGAAAUCACAGGGCCUCCAUUGAGAAAUAUGUUGAUCAACGCUCUAAAUGCUCCAGUGAAAACUUAUAUGACUGAUUUUGAAGAUUCUGCUUCUCCUACCUGGAACAACAUGGUUUACGGUCAAGUCAAUCUCUACGAUGCCAUUAGAAACCAAAUCAAUUUUGACACACCAAGAAAAUCCUACAAAUUGAAUGGGAAUGUGGCUGACUUGCCUACUAUUAUCGUGAGACCCCGUGGGUGGCACAUGGUGGAGAAGCACCUUUAUGUAGAUGACGAACCAAUUAGCGCCUCUAUCUUUGAUUUUGGUUUGUAUUUCUACCAUAAUGCCAAAGAAUUAAUCAGAUUGGGUAAAGGUCCUUACUUUUACUUACCAAAGAUGGAGCACCAUUUGGAAGCCAAACUAUGGAAUGACAUAUUUUGUGUAGCUCAAGAUUAUAUCGGGAUUCCAAGAGGCACAAUCAGAGCCACCGUGUUGAUUGAAACUUUGCCUGCUGCUUUCCAAAUGGAAGAGAUUGUUUAUCAACUUAGACAACAUUCUAGUGGGUUGAAUUGUGGGCGUUGGGACUACAUUUUCUCCACAAUCAAGAGAUUGAGAAACGACCCUAAUCACAUUUUGCCCAAUAGAGAUCAAGUAACGAUGACCUCCCCUUUCAUGGAUGCAUACGUGAAAAGAUUAAUCAAUACUUGUCAUCGGAGGGGUGUUCAUGCCAUGGGCGGUAUGGCUGCACAAAUCCCUAUCAAGGACGAUCCGGUAGCCAAUGAAAAGGCCAUGACUAAAGUCCGUAAUGAUAAGAUUAGAGAGCUGACAAAUGGCCAUGAUGGGUCGUGGGUUGCACACCCAGCACUGGCUCCUAUUUGUAAUGAAGUUUUCAUUAAUAUGGGAACCCCAAAUCAAAUUUACUUUAUUCCUGAAAACGUUGUUACAGCUGCGAAUCUUUUAGAAACCAAGAUUCCAAAUGGUGAGAUUACUACUGAGGGCAUUGUACAAAAUUUGGACAUCGGGUUGCAAUACAUGGAAGCUUGGCUAAGAGGCUCUGGUUGCGUGCCCAUUAACAAUUUAAUGGAAGACGCCGCCACUGCAGAAGUAUCCCGUUGUCAAUUAUAUCAAUGGGUGAAACACGGCGUUACUCUAAAGGACACGGGAGAAAAAGUCACACCUGAAUUAACCGAAAAAAUCUUGAAAGAGCAGGUUGAAAAAUUAUCCAAGGCAAGUCCAUUGGGUGAUAAGAACAAAUUCGCGCUGGCCGCCAAGUAUUUUUUGCCAGAAAUCAGAGGCGAGAAAUUCAGUGAAUUUCUGACUACAUUGUUGUACGAUGAAAUUGUGACCACCAAGGCCACAGCUACCGAUUUGAGCAAGUUGUGA
Messenger RNA from Saccharomyces paradoxus, 1665 nucleotides. It is a transcript of the gene MLS1, whose product is annotated as malate synthase MLS1. The record is from RefSeq and is a predicted model, not a curated record. Lineage: Eukaryota; Fungi; Ascomycota; Saccharomycetes; Saccharomycetales; Saccharomycetaceae. Gene Ontology annotation, biological process: glyoxylate cycle. The transcript has a single exon. Gene Ontology annotation, molecular function: malate synthase activity. The coding region runs from base 1 to 1665 and encodes 554 amino acids. Gene Ontology annotation, cellular component: peroxisomal matrix; cytoplasm.